AUGGCUACGAUUGCCGCCCAAAUUGCCGCCAGCUGUACAUAUGGCCACAACACGACCGCUGGUAGCGGUGAUUAUGGUCAGAACAUCGGCGCUGGAUACACCUCCUCGCAAGUGCCAGUUAUGAUCGGCGAUGACAUGUACAAUAAGGAGAUGCCCAACUACCCGCUCCCUUACGGCUUGGACGAUCCGGACACCAGUAACUUCGAUUCAUGGGGCCAUUUCUCGCAGAUUGUGUGGAAAGGCACUCAACAAGUUGGUUGUGCGACGCAGUUUUGCCCCAACGGCGUUGUAGGUGCCGAGUUCACACAGUACUUCACUGUUUGCAACUAUUAUCCUCCCGGCAAUAUCCAGGGAGCCUACAGCAAUGUCGGCGCGCCUCUAGACCAGCCCAUUACAGUGGAGCUGACUAAUUGA
Molecule: messenger RNA, 414 nt
Organism: Fonsecaea erecta
Lineage: Eukaryota; Fungi; Ascomycota; Eurotiomycetes; Chaetothyriales; Herpotrichiellaceae
Exons: 3
Coding region: 1-414 (137 amino acids)
Cellular component (GO): extracellular region
Source: RefSeq, a predicted model, not a curated record